Vitrella brassicaformis is the source of this 1440-nucleotide messenger RNA. NCBI's taxonomy places the organism in Eukaryota, Vitrellaceae. The record is from the annotation of a GenBank genome assembly.
CGACGUGUUCCGAGUGAAUUGAGACUACCAUGUCAGCGGCCUCCCUUCAUUGAGCCGAGAUCUGGCCAUUUUGCUGUCCGGUGCUGCACCGUGGUAACCGUCUAACGCAUCUGCGUCAUCGCACGUCAUCUCUGCGUCUGACAGCCGCCAGGGAGAGCCCAUGAGCAAGCCGACGUGACGGCAGCAGCAGAAGCGACGAUGGCGAGUGAGCAGAUCCACCCCCCUGGCGCCUCACCAUCAGCAGCCGAGGAGGGCUCUCGGGCUCCAGCUAUGCAGGCGGGCGAGGCGGCCGCUCCAUCAACAGAAGCGCGUCAGGGCGGCCAUUCAUCUGUCCCUGCUCAGCUGGCUCAUUCGGGCCCUCAGUGUGGUGCACCAGCCAGUGGUGCAGCGGUGAUCCAAACCGAUCUCGGAGCAGGUGACAUGGCAGCAAUGCAGCCGGCCUCGUCGACUACUAGCCUGUCUGCAUUGCUGGCGGCCGUCGUCACCCCCAAGCCCAUCCCCGCACACCCACACCAACGCUCACACCCACAGGGGCAGCAGGGCGGUCAGACCCCUCCUGCCGGCCAUGACCUGCUACUCAAUCGCGGUGGCAAGCGGCAGAGGACCGGUCGGGGCCGCGGCCGGCGGUCGGCGGGAGAGGUAGAGGGUCAGGAAGAGUACACGCCCGAGAACGACUUGGCUGCGGCGCGGCAUGAGGCGAGGGGUCAUGCUGGUAGUCGUGGCGGUGCUGCGGAGGACCACCAGGCCCUCAAUCCAGCCACCCACAUGUCGCCCGAGGAGGAGGGCAAACACGUGAGUCAGAGGGGGAGAGAGAGGGAGAGAGAGGGAGAGAGAGUCCCUGCCUACACACACAACAACCCAAUCCCGUCUGUAUGUGUGUGUAGAUCACCGAGUGUUUGAAGGAGUAUCUGCCCAAGAAGCCCAACGGCAGGCCGGCCCCCCUGGGCCUGCCAAUGGUGCAGGGCAAGGGCGUCCGCGUCCAGCUCUACCACCCAAGCGUCGGCGCCCUCUGGGGACCCACUCGCAACUUCGAGCAGCUCAAUUCAGUCAGAUCCGGCUUCAAGGCCGCCUGCGAAGACCGCGAACAGGUAGGCACACACAUACAUACAGACACGUCCCCGUACGCAUUCUGACGCCAAUGUGAAUAUGUGUCUGUGUGUGUGGUUGAUGGAUGUGUGUGUGUAUCAGUUUGUGCGUGACAUCUGGGGUCCGAAGGGCGAGGCCCACCAGCUCCACCUGCUGCCCGGCUGGGAGACGGUCGUCGACGACUCACCCCAACCCGCCACCACCCUGGCCAUCGCGACCGACCGGGCCGAGCAGGUGCCUCAGCAAGGGCCACCGCAGAUCACGACAGGCGCCCACUCAUACGCACCCCCCGCCCCAGACCCACCGGCACCAGGACCACCACGCGACUUCAUUACCACGGCCGGCGCGGUGUAG